CUUAGUUUGGAACAGGCAGCUGCUUUCACCCAUCACACAGUCUCUUCGAGUAGAUCACCAAUAUUUGUUAUACCAGAAUCUGCAUCAUAUUCACAAUAUCAAAUUUCAAGUUUUCAACAAUCAAACAGAACACAAAUUUUAAAACGACAAGAACAAAACUGAAGUAAUUUACCUGCUUCCAUCUUUUCAAGCUCGGCGUACUGCUCCAUUUCAACCCUAAUGGGCUCCUUGAACAGUGGCUUACUUGUAGCCCUUAACCAAUCACUUGAGCAAACAAGUGCCUCAACCAUUUUAGGGGUCAAACUUGCUCUAAAUGGAUCAAGAAUCCUUUUUCCAAGACUGAAGGCGCUUUCACUAGCUACUGUUGAUGCAGGUACAGCCAUAACAUCUCUUGCAAUUUGCGAUAGAAUGGGAAAUCUAGCACAAUUCUCCUUCCACCAAUCCAACACUUGGAAGCUUGGGUUUGAAGGGUCCUCCGAUGGCUCCAGCAGCAUAGCUGUCGUGUUCAACCAAUAUUGCAGUUUCAGCAUCAAACUUUGGCUGAGUUGCAGAGAUAGACGCUUGUGCCGCCUCUGGAUCAUUUUCAGCAUACUCAACGAAGAGCUGCAGAAACAUGCUCUUUACUUCAUUCACCAUCGAACCCACCAAGGACUUGUCUUGCUGCAGUUUUGGGAAAAAAUAUUCCAUGUACAGCAGCUUGUACCUACAAAACAUAAAACAGUGUAAAACUGGAAAAAUAUUCCAUGUCCAGCAAUAUAUCAAGUACCAAAAUAAAAACCGUACCUUGGAUCCAACACCACAGCUAUCAAAAGGAUUUUGUUAAGCUCUUCAAGCCU
Rosa rugosa (rugosa rose) is the source of this 836-nucleotide messenger RNA. RefSeq lists its product as uncharacterized. Lineage: Eukaryota; Viridiplantae; Streptophyta; Magnoliopsida; Rosales; Rosaceae. The transcript is spliced from 2 exons. The record is from RefSeq and is a predicted model, not a curated record. Bases 220 to 726 code for a protein of 168 amino acids.